UGGCAGGAAUGGGACGCAGUCGCGCGUGCUAAUGGAUAAACGCACGGCAGUGGUUACGAUGGUGGAAAGGAAACUGGAAGAAGACAUUUAACUGGAAGAGCCCUGAUCGUUGUCAGAUGUCCUUAGACCUUCUCAUAUUUAAAAAUUGUUAAACAAUACGCAUUGGAUACACCACAAGCAAUAGCUACCGCUAACCGAAGCCCUGGAUCGUCCCAAAAUGCCGAACAUAAAGAUUUUUAGCGGCAGCUCUCAUCCGGACCUGUCUCAGAAGAUCGCAGAGCGCCUGGGACUCGAACUUGGAAAGGUCGUCACCAAAAAAUUCAGCAACCAAGAAACGUGUGUGGAGAUAGGAGAGAGCGUGAGAGGGGAGGACGUGUACAUCGUCCAGAGCGGCUGCGGGGAGAUCAACGACAACCUGAUGGAGCUGCUGAUCAUGAUCAAUGCCUGUAAGAUCGCCUCGGCCUCCCGCGUCACCGCCGUCAUCCCCUGCUUCCCCUACGCCCGUCAAGACAAGAAGGACAAGGUGGGGAGUCGAGCCCCCAUCUCCGCCAAGCUGGUGGCCAACAUGCUGUCUGUUUCUGGAGCUGACCACAUCAUUACCAUGGAUCUCCAUGCAUCACAGAUACAGGGCUUCUUUGACAUCCCCGUCGACAAUUUGUAUGCCGAACCAGCUGUGCUCAAGUGGAUUAAGGAGAACAUCAACGAGUGGAAGAACUGCACCGUCGUAUCUCCAGACGCUGGUGGUGCCAAGAGGGUCACCUCCAUAGCAGACAGGCUCAAUGUCGACUUUGCCCUCAUCCACAAGGAAAGGAAGAAGGCCAAUGAGGUUGACCGCAUGGUCCUGGUGGGGGACGUGAAAGACCGGGUUGCCAUCUUGGUUGAUGACAUGGCUGAUACUUGUGGCACCAUCUGCCAUGCAGCCGACAAGCUGGUGUCAGCUGGUGCCACUAAAGUGUACGCCAUCUUGACCCACGGGAUCUUCUCUGGCCCAGCCAUCUCUCGGAUCAACAACGCCAGCUUCGAGGCCGUGGUUGUGACCAACACCAUCCCUCAAGAGGACAAGAUGAAGCACUGUUCUAAAAUACAGGUGAUCGACAUAUCCAUGAUCCUCGCUGAAGCCAUCCGUAGGACACACAACGGCGAGUCUGUCUCCUAUCUCUUCAGUCACGUUCCCUUAUAGUCCACCUUCCCUCCUCCAGGAGAUUCUGUCACAGCUGUAGCAAAGGAGGUGCCAUUGUACCCACCCUAUUCCCCGUCUAGAACCAACCCCCCUGUUCUCCUUCCAUCUUCUAUUACAUGUUUGCUCAGCCACUGGGCGUGUUACUUAGUUUGGCUGUUUGUUUGAUAGGAUUUAGCAGCCUUUACGUAAUGAGCUGUUCACAUUGCUGCUGUAUAGGCCCUGCUUAUUGCCCUCCUUUCACCUCUCCUUUUCCAAAUUUGGGGAUAAAUUUUUCUCCCCUUUGUUUUGAUCGUUUUUAACAUUUUUUAAGAUGUUUUCGAUGCUUUAGUAGUUAAUGUUUUGAAAUAAAGCCAUGUGUACUGGCCUGCAAUACUGCUUCUGUAGGUCUGAGUACGUACACCAUUGUGCAAAGUGAAGCUUGUUUUCAAGAUUGCUGCCACACUUCAGGAUGGCAUUCGCAGUUCUCACUAUUCCAAGUGCCCUUAAUCUCAUUUAAAGAUUUAUUAUGCCAAAUCCAAUAAAUAAAUUAAGAUGCAUGAUUGUAUUUAACCAGGUAUUCACAGCACUACUUAAACGGCUGUUACAUUUUGUGAUUGUCCUGGAAGUAUCAAUGGACUGUGUUUCCACUUUAAAAGCUUAUGAUGCAUGCCAUAUGUACAGAAAACAAAACUAGAGGUUCUCCCUCUUAAUGGUCCAACACUAAAAGUUGCCCUUUCCGAAAGUUGUCCUCAGUGGAUUUCAGCAGUACCCACAUAGCUGUCAAAUCUCUUGCAGUGCAUUUUGAGUUCAAUUAAUUUUGUGUUCAAAUUUUUAGUGUGUAUGUGUGCGCAAGUGUCUGAGUAUGUGUGUGUGUGUCUGAAAUUUCAGUCCCUUUAAAGUAGAUGUUGCUUUGAAGAGGCCCUCUAUGUAAACGCUGGGCACCUGUGGCCUUAAGUGUGAAAUAUGUACAGGACAAUGAUGGUGAUGCUGUUACUGUGCAUCUGCCUCCCUCACCAGGAGGCCUGAUGAAAUGUACUGACUAUGAAACGAUUAAAGUCAUCUCUGGUUUCAGAA
Molecule: messenger RNA, 2233 nt
Organism: Conger conger (European conger)
Lineage: Eukaryota; Metazoa; Chordata; Actinopteri; Anguilliformes; Congridae
Gene: prps1a
Product: phosphoribosyl pyrophosphate synthetase 1A
Exons: 7
Coding region: 218-1180 (320 amino acids)
Biological process (GO): ribonucleoside monophosphate biosynthetic process; purine nucleotide biosynthetic process; 5-phosphoribose 1-diphosphate biosynthetic process
Cellular component (GO): cytoplasm; ribose phosphate diphosphokinase complex
Molecular function (GO): magnesium ion binding; ribose phosphate diphosphokinase activity; ATP binding
Source: RefSeq, a predicted model, not a curated record